This is a messenger RNA of Phoenix dactylifera (date palm), 2934 nucleotides long. Its product is annotated as cell division control protein 48 homolog C-like. The record is from RefSeq and is a predicted model, not a curated record. Gene Ontology annotation, molecular function: ATP binding; ATP hydrolysis activity. Lineage: Eukaryota; Viridiplantae; Streptophyta; Magnoliopsida; Arecales; Arecaceae.
CCGGUCCAACUUUGAGAAUUUCAUAAACCCUAAUGACUUGUUCAAAUUUCCGGUGCACGAAGACAGCAGAGGCGAAAGAAGGAAAGAACGAGCGAGCGAGCGAGGGAGAGAUGGGGAAGCGGAUGAGGCGAGGCAGCCGGUCCCCAACGUCCUCCUUCUCCGUCCUCAGCCAUUCGGUCCUCCUCCGCCGCAUCGCCUCCUCGAAUCUCCCUUCGGACCCCUCCUCCCUCGACGUCGACGCCGUCGUCCACCACCUCCGCUCCCACUAUCCUGACUACGCCCGCAUCAAGCUCCAGCCCUUCACCCUCCGCGUACAGCGCACCAUCGACUCCCUCCGCCGCCGCCCCACCGCCGACGACGAUGCACCCCCCUCUAGUGAGAGGCCCGGCCGCUCCGACCUCUCCGAGCAGCGGCUGCUCCGGUCGGAGUCCGAUUCCUUCGACGACUCGACCUCCACCUCGGACGACUGCGCCUUCCAGGCCAAGAUGGGGCCGGAGUUCGAUUUAACGAAGUCGCUGCUCCGCGAUAGCUACGGCAAGCGGGCGAAGCCGAGGAACGGGAAGGAGGAUAACAUGGAGAUUGAGGCGGCUGCGGAUAAGCCGAGGAAUGUGGAAUUGGUUGAUAGGGGUGGAGGAGGUAGUGGGGUCGAGACCCCUGUGGUUGAGAAGGGGAGGGGUGGCGGAGGUGAGGUAGAUGAUGGGGAGGAAGGGAGGCAGGGGCCAAGGUUUCGGGAUCUCGGUGGGAUGAAAAGGGUGCUGGAGGAACUGAUGAUGGAGGUGAUUGUGCCGCUGUGCCAUCCGCAGCUGCCCAAGUGGCUAGGGGUGAGGCCAAUGGCCGGGAUUCUAUUGCACGGUCCGCCUGGGUGUGGCAAGACAAAGCUUGCGCAUGCCAUCGCCAAUGAGACCGGUGUUCCUUUCUAUAAGAUCUCUGCUACCGAAGUGGUCUCCGGUGUCUCUGGUGCUUCAGAAGAAAAUAUACGUGACCUUUUCAAGAAGGCAUACAGAACUGCCCCUUCAAUUGUUUUCAUUGAUGAGAUAGAUGCCAUUGCUUCCAAGAGGGAAAACCUGCAGAGGGAGAUGGAACGCCGGAUAGUUACGCAAUUAAUGACUUGCAUGGAUGAGGCCCACCAGACACUUAGAUCAAGCGAUGCUAAUUUGGAGUCAGAAGCAUCUGAGAAAAAAGCUGGCUAUGUUCUUGUAAUUGGAGCCACAAAUAGACCAGAUGCGGUGGACCAAGCAUUAAGAAGGCCUGGGCGGUUUGACCGAGAGAUCAUUUUGGGUGUCCCUGAUGAAAAUGCACGGGUUGAGAUUUUGUCAGUACUUACUCGCAACCUUAGACUUGAGGGUGAAUUUAACCUCUUCAAAAUAGCAAGGUCCACACCAGGUUUUGUUGGAGCUGAUUUGGAAGCAUUAGUGAAUAAAGCGGGAAACCUGGCAAUGAAGAGAAUAAUAGAUAGAAGAAAAUCUCGACUUUCUUCUGAGCUUAAAAACAAGAACACUGAGGACUGGUGGAGGCAACCUUGGGCCCCUGAAGAAAUGGAGAGCCUUAGUAUUACAAUGGCUGAUUUCGAGGAAGCAGCUAAACUGGUUCAACCAUCUUCCAGAAGAGAAGGAUUUUCCUCGAUACCUAAUGUUAAGUGGGAGGACGUUGGUGGUCUUAACUCAUUGAGGAGAGAGUUUGAUCGUUAUGUUGUUCAACGAAUAAAACACCCUGAGAAAUAUGAGGAAUUUGGAGUGAACUUGGAGGCUGGGAUUUUGCUUUUUGGGCCUCCUGGUUGUGGCAAAACAUUGAUUGCCAAGGGUGUAGCAAAUGAGGCAGGGGCAAGUUUUAUACAUAUCAAGGGGCCUGAACUUUUGAACAAGUACGUUGGUGAGAGCGAGCUGGCAGUUAGAACAAUUUUCAGCCGUGCCCGAACAUGCUCUCCAUGUAUACUGUUUUUUGAUGAGGUGGAUGCUUUGACAACUAAACGAGGAAAAGAUGGAGGGUGGGUUGUUGAACGUCUCCUAAACCAGCUACUUAUUGAGCUAGAUGGUGCUGAUCAGCGACAGGGUGUUUAUGUCAUCGGAGCUACGAACAGACUUGAGGUAAUGGACCCUGCUGUACUUAGGCCAGGCAGAUUCGGGAAGGUUCUUUAUGUUCCACUACCUUGUGCCGAUGAGCGUGGAUUAAUUCUCAAGGCACUUGCACGAAAGAAGCCUAUUUCUGCUGAUGUAGACUUAGAUGCCCUAGCCCAUAGAGAGGCAUGCAACAAUCUCACUGGGGCUGAUCUGGCUGCUUUGAUGAAUGAAGCUGCCAUGGCUGCCUUGGAAGAGAAGCAGAAUUCUAUAGAUCAAGGAACUGCAAGUAGUGAUCCAUGGAAUAUUAAGAUAUCACAUUUUGAGCAAGCUUUGCAGAAAAUCACACCAUCUGUCUCAGAGAAGGAAAGGAUCUACUAUGAGACCUUAUCCCAAACCUUCAGAGCAGCUUGAAAAUACUCAUGUUUCACUCUUUAGUUGAUAUAGCAUGGAAACCAGCCUGCAGUCUCAGAACCUCACAAAUCUAUCUUGCAACAUAGCAGGAUGAUCAAGGGGUCAGUCAAAGUGUAUUUGCUUAAUCUUGGUUUUGCUAUUCUUCACACCUGGCUAUUUUGAUGAUUCGGUAGAAAGCUGCAGAGAAGCUGCUCAGCAUGUUGGUAGAAGUUUGUUCAACCCUACCCAUUCUCGAUGAAGACCCGAGUGGAGUUUAUGGUCUACUUAUCUAAGUUUGAUUGCUUCCAAUCGGAAAUAUUGAGAUAACCAAUUGCGGAGCCUACAAUUUUGCCUGUUUCAGAGUUUUCAUUCCCAUGUAUUUUUCUACGGUGGUUUCCGUUUUUUAUGUAUUUUAAACAGGAGGUUUGUAUUAAUAAUGCAAUUUAUUUGUGGCAAUAUUAAUAGAGCCGCCAAUUUUUGACCAAUA